Molecule: messenger RNA, 348 nt
Organism: Funneliformis geosporum
Lineage: Eukaryota; Fungi; Glomeromycota; Glomeromycetes; Glomerales; Glomeraceae
Source: the annotation of a GenBank genome assembly
AUGGAAGAAUAUUAUCCGAUAAUAAAAAAGGCUAUUGGUUUUAUCUUAGUGGCACUAUGCUGGGGAUUUACAAAUCCUUUUAUUAAACGUGGAAGUAUAGGCUUAGAGAAGAUUAAACGAGAUAAUUGGAUUGAACAAACAUUAGAAGAACUUGAGUUUCUUAUUACAAAAUGGCAGUAUAUGAUACCUUUGUGUUUCAAUUUAAGUGGAUCAAUAGUUUAUUAUCUUACGCUUGGCCAAUCAGCAGCUAGUUUACUCGGCGAAGAUAUUGGGUCCAAGGAAUCUUGGAUUGGAAUUGCAUUUGUUGUAAUUGGAGUAGGGCUAUGUGUUGGUAGUAAAGUUCAGUAG